This is a messenger RNA of Dracunculus medinensis (Guinea worm), 1521 nucleotides long. The record is from the annotation of a GenBank genome assembly. Lineage: Eukaryota; Metazoa; Nematoda; Chromadorea; Rhabditida; Dracunculidae.
AUGCUUUCGCAUGCAAAAAAAUGCGACAAUGUCGUCACGUCGUUGUCGUCCUCCUAUUUGCACUACGAAAAUCGUCGUCGUCGUUUUCACCAUUUUCAUUUUCAUCAUUAUUAUUAUCACCAUCAUCGUCAUCGUCGUCGUCGUCGUCGCCCUUAUUCGUUGCUCAACUAUCAACAACAGUUAAUAAAUGGUGGUGGUGGUGGUGUUGGUGUUGGUGGUGCAUUUUAUCAAUCACAACAAGAGGAUCAAUUUAUUUCUCAAAAAAAUUCGCGUUCUUAUUUGCUCAACAAUCAUUACAAAUUGAAAUAUUCGCUCAAAGGUUGCUGUACAAUAAAUUUUCCGCUCAAAAAUCGUUUCAAAUUAAGGAAUCUUAUCGAAAAACAGUAUCGCGAAAAGAAGAAAUUGCAGCAGCGACAACAACAACAGCAACAACAGCAAUUACGACAACGACGACAAGAGCGACAGCGACAAAAAUUUCAUUUGGAAAAUUUGCGACAAGAACAAAAAUUGCAACAAUUUUAUACAUCGCCGUCAACAUCGCUAUCAAUACUUGCUUGCCUUUUUGCAACGGGUUUUUGUCUCAAUCCUCCUUCUUCAUCUUCUAUUAUACCAAUUUCCUCUUCUCCAUCCUCACUAAAUGAGAUUAUUUAUUCAAAUACUUCAUCAAAUAUGUACUCAUGUCCAGCUCGACAAAAUCCUUUACUAAGGAUUUCAAGAAAAGCAGCUUUAAAAAAAUCUGCAAUGUCAUAUCUAUUAACAUCGAUAACGAUUCAUGAGCUUUGUUCAAUGCGACCAUUAAAACGAUAUGAAUAUUUUAAUAAAAUUUAUUUAUUCCCAUAUGAAAUUAAUAAUAAUGUACGGUUAUCACAGUUGUUUUUAUUUAAUGAGAAGGAAAUUUUGGAUGAAAAUGAUAUUAUCACCAAGCAUCUCGCUUACCACGCAAGAUCUUGCGUUAUAUCAACUAAUUUAACGAUAUGCAAGAAUUGUUUCGCUCAGAUUGAUGAAGGAUUGCGGAAAAUUGAAAGAGCUUAUAUCAACUUUAAUAAAACGCUGCACAGAUUUGAUUGUAUGUUGGCUAUCGAUUCACCGUCAGCUACUCGUCCUUUUUCUCCGAAUGGUACUUGUGACGACUGCAAGGUUUGGUACCAUAGAUGGCUUUUAGUACAGUUUGUUGAUGUAUGGUUGGAAGCGCCAUGUAUAAAUUGGUGUUAUUAUGCUCAACUUGCAUGUCCACAUUUGGCUACGAGUAAAGUGGCAGAUUAUGCGGGACACCCGAGUUUUCAAUGUAGAGAUUUACAAAUACCGCGAAUGACUUCAACGAAAAAAAUUCGCAAAAAAAUUUCGUCGAUUUUGCCAGCCGAAUGUCAUUGUCUACAUCCAUGUGAUUUAUUUCCUACGACAUUUUCUAAUUUAUUUGCAUCAUCGAAUAUCUCGGAAUCGACACAAUUUUUAGCGAAAUUACUGCAAAAUCAUCGAGUUCGACGCCAUUCAUCACGAAACAUCGUUGAUGGUGUUAGUUAA